AUGAGCUUGAAAGAAGUAUUCGAACAACAUCCAUGGAGGUCAUUUAAGAAGUUCAAUGAAGCAGCAAAAAGUUGGGGAUUUACUAACAGAGCUGAAGUUAAAAAGUUCUUUGACAAAAAUGUUGUACAUCAAACAAAAAUAAACCCUUACGACUACUUUUUACCAAUUUACUCCAACACUCCUGACGCAUACCAAUUUGACACUCUCAUUCAAAGCAGAAAAGGAGGACAUAAACCAUUCCUCAUCUUCAUUAAUGUUAACACUCGCAAAGCUUUUGCGUAUAUAAUGAGGAAUAAAGGAACUCGUGAAGUGUUAAGAGUUUUACAAAAGUUUGUAGCAGAACAUAGCCCAAGUACUUUAACAUCAGACCAAGACAGUGCAUACCUCAGCAAUGAAAUCACAGAUUUUCUCAUUAAGCAUAACAUAACUCACUACACUACUGAAGACCAUAACCAUAACAUACUCGGCAUCAUAAACCGCUUCAUAAGACUCUCAGAGAUUUAA
Messenger RNA from Trichomonas vaginalis G3, 504 nucleotides. RefSeq lists its product as uncharacterized. Lineage: Eukaryota; Parabasalia; Trichomonadida; Trichomonadidae. Gene Ontology annotation, molecular function: nucleic acid binding. The transcript has a single exon. The record is from RefSeq and is a predicted model, not a curated record. The coding region runs from base 1 to 504 and encodes 167 amino acids. Gene Ontology annotation, biological process: DNA integration.